GUGGUAUGGAGCUCUUCAGCACUGAGUGGACGAAGGGGAACAUGUCUCUAAAGCUGAACAAUGUCCAGCUCCCAGACAGAGGGAAAUAUGUCUGCAGUGUGGCAGCUGGGGACUGGUACGACAAGGUGGCCAUUGAGCUGGAGGUGACAGCAACAGGAAACAGACAGAGGAGAGGAGAAUUCAGAAGAGGUGGCCAAGGUCACAGGAAAGCCCCCGCUAAGAGAACAAAGAAGAGUAAAAUGAAGGAGAGGAAAGAAUAACAGAGGAGCAGAAUGGCCAGAAACUUCUGGGGGAUAUUGACACUAAGGGGGACAAUGACACUGUGUAACGAAUGUCAC
This is a messenger RNA of Malaclemys terrapin pileata, 338 nucleotides long. Its product is annotated as butyrophilin subfamily 3 member A2-like. The coding region runs from base 6 to 260 and encodes 84 amino acids. The transcript is spliced from 2 exons. The record is from RefSeq and is a predicted model, not a curated record. NCBI's taxonomy places the organism in Eukaryota, Metazoa, Chordata, Testudines, Emydidae.